Melospiza georgiana is the source of this 1197-nucleotide messenger RNA. RefSeq lists its product as uncharacterized. Lineage: Eukaryota; Metazoa; Chordata; Aves; Passeriformes; Passerellidae. The record is from RefSeq and is a predicted model, not a curated record. The transcript has 9 exons. The coding region runs from base 105 to 752 and encodes 215 amino acids.
GUCGGGCACAGUGAGCUAGCGAGCUGUAUCUAUCCCGGUUUUUAAGCAGUGCUCGCACCCCAGCGCGGAGCGGCUCCUUCCCAGACCUGUCCCAGGUGAACCUAAUGGCCACAAAAAAGGGGAGUUCAUGGCAGCAUGACCAAGGAGGCCAAUUUGAGUCCAUAAUGUCUGUGGCUGCUGGCUGUCUGGUUCAGAAAGGUGUGGAAGCGCUAUUUGACGCAAUCACAUCUGAUGAUGAUGAUGAUGAUGAUCUUCCUCUGAAAGGUGCAGAAAAGAUACUCUGCAAAACCUUGUCUGUGGCUGCUGGCGGUCUGGCUCAGAAAGGUGUAGAAAUGAUAUUUGAAGAACUGAUAUCUAAGGAUGAUGAUGAUGAUCUUCCUCUGAAAGGUGCAGAAAAGAUACUCUGCAAAACCUUGUCUGUGGCUGCUGGCUGUCUGGCUCAGAAAGGUGUAGAAGCACUAUUCAAAGAGCUAACACUAAAGGAGGAAUCUCACCCUGGGCUUAGCUACAGGGACAAAAGCCAGAAGCCUUUCUGUGCAGAUGCCCAGGAUGCCAGGGUGCAGAGAUGUCCCAGCAGGGGGUUUUUCCCAGCACAAGCAGAAGGAGAGGAAACAAAAAACCAACCUGCAGAAGACCUAAGAAGAGACCUGUGGGAACCCAGAACAUAUCUCUGGCAGUCCAGGAUGGCCAGGACCCCUGCCAGGGAGCUCAGAAGCCCUGGCACAGAGCCCAAAAUGCCCCUGCGGUUUUGAUUAUGACCCGUGGAGCAAAUUACGGACCUUAUAUGAAGAUCAGCAUAUCUGAUCUUCAUAUAAGGUCCGUAAGCCACAACAGUUUAGGCAGAAUAAUAGUGAAGUUAUCAUGGGGUGGAAAAGUAGAUUUUGGGGUUUUUGGUUUGGGGGUUCAGGAGGCAAGAUGGAGGGAACUGGGUGUGUCCAGCCUUUCUCCUUGUUCUUCUUGGCCUCCAUCUUCUGCUGUGAUGGUGGCACUUACAGAUUGGUUUAGAGUAGAAGCUCACUGUCUAACAUAGGUGAUAGGUUUUGGAAAGUAAUUGUAAACAUUGUAUACGUAGUUUGUAGUAUAAAGACAUAACACCACCCCAGGGGCAGGCAGAGUGCCUGGACCUGUCCUGCUGAGCUGACCUUGGCAGGGCAGGAGAAAAUUUUUUAUAGAUAAGAUAAAAUAAACAACCUUGAG